AUGGUUUUUUUCUAUUAAAGCUUCCAAAACUCCUUCAUUCCCUCUGACACUUGUUGCUGUUGCCUGCGCGUCACCGGGAGAGGCCAAAUUAAACCGCUUCAGCGUUUCCUUUGGGAUUUCCCGCGGGGAGUGAUGAACUCCAUCGACCCUCAGUCCCAUCACCAGCACCACCACACCUCCCCUUCAGUCGGCUCUCUCCCACCUAAAGGCGCCCAGGAGUCCCCGGACAUGGCCGCAGUCUACUGCGACAACUUCAGCAGCAUGUAUCAUCAGCAGAGCCUCCAGGGCGCACAGAGACCUGCUGGCUACGGCCUCGGGGACUACGCUUCGUCUCCAAACCCGUACCUGUGGCUCAACGGGCCAGGCGUCAACUCCUCCGCGUCUUACCUGCACGGGAACAACCCAGCGUCGUUCAUCCCGCCCUCCUACGGCUCGCAGCGGCAGUUCAUAACGAACUCACCUGGAUUCGGCGGGCCUGACCUUGGCUGGUUGUCCAUCGCCAGCCAGGAGGAGCUGCUGAAGCUGGUCCGUCCGCCCUACUCCUACUCUGCGCUCAUCGCCAUGGCCAUCCAGAAUGCGCACGAGAAGAAGCUGACGCUGAGUCAGAUUUACCAGUACGUGGCCGACAAUUUCCCCUUUUAUAAGAAGAGCAAAGCCGGCUGGCAAAACUCGAUCAGGCACAACUUGUCUCUGAACGACUGCUUCAAGAAAGUCCCGAGGGACGAGGAUGAUCCAGGAAAGGGGAACUACUGGACGUUGGACCCAAACUGUGAAAAGAUGUUUGACAACGGAAAUUUCCGCAGGAAAAGGAAAAGACGUUCAGAUCCAAGCAGCGUUGGAGGAGCAGCAGCCACAGCCAUGAAGGUGGAGGAAGGCAGGCCGACGGCAAGCGCCCCUCUGAAGCCCUCAGACAGUCCACAGCUCCUGGGGCCUUCCUCUCCAGAGAUGGAGACAAUGAAUGACAACCACAAAAACUCAUCUUCGUCGCCGCCUGGCGUGGCCUCGAGUGCUCCGUGUUUUAAUAACUUCUACAGCAAUAUGUCUGCUCUCAGCUCAGGGCCCCCCAGCCGACAGGGGUCCCUCGGACUGGUGAACGAGCUGUCGAACCGGAACAUAACUGCCCUGAGCCCGUACCACCCUAGCCACGGUGGGCAAGACGCCGGUGCAUCGGAGCACAGCGAAGGUUUGCAUUUCAACCGUGGAGUGUACUACAACACGUUUGGCAGCGGGCAGAGUGGACAGUUUAACGGUCACUUCUACAACAGCUUCAGCGUCAACAGCUUGAUCUAUCCCAGGGAUGGGACUGACCUAUAGGAGAUGCCUCACCUCGGCUUCACACUGUUUUACAUUAAAACUCUGUGAAUCCCACCAGAAAAAAACAACAAAAACACAUGCAUAUGCAUUUAAUUCAGCAGGAAGGUCAGAGUACAGACUGAGAUGGAACGUCCUGCAGCCCUCUGCAACAAAACCACACUUCCUUCACUGAUCAGCAUACCAGAGAGAUUAAAAAAACACAAAAAAAUCUGUACGCUUCAUUUAACUUUGACAAAAACAUGAGCACUUGUGUUUUUUUUUCCUUAGAAUGAAAUCAAAGUUCCUGCUGUGUUUUUCCAAGGUCCAAAUUCAAACAAAUAUUGAGUUUUUUUCAUAAUAUUUUAAAUAUUCUACACCUUCUCUUUGUUUCAUGUCCAAGAUUUUAAUGUAGAUUGAUAUUCAUAUAUAUAUAUAUUUUUAUUAUUCUAUUUCCUUUUUGUUUUCAUAUUUCCUAAGUGGAGCUCAUAUAUAAACCUGCCAAAUCCUUCCACUUCAUCACAAAUACCGAAACAUGUUAUAUGUUAACACAAACCUGCCAAAGUUGCCUUUGUAACACCAUCAAUACCUCAAAUCAAUAAUCACAUGUAAUGAGAGUUCGCUGCCAUGAAAGCUUUGCUUUGUUUAAGAGAAAUGCAGUAACGUUUGAUUUCACACGCGUAUGGACUAGAACAGGGCUCGCCUCGUUGUUUAUAUCCUCCAUGUUGACUGAAAUCACAGCACUGUGGCUCAUGUAAAUACAGGUUGACUUGAUAGAUGUGUAUUUUUGUAAAUGAUCGAGAUAGUUUGUGAGUAUUUAUGCUAUUUAUGUUCAUAGACAUUUUUUCUACUGUUGCCUGAACAUAGCUUGAUUAAUGCAGAAGUUAAUAUUAGCUUCAGAAAGCACCAAGAACAGUAUCAUUUGAAACAAAAAAAAACCCAGAUGUCAUAAAAAUACUAUAUAUAUAUAUAUAUAUAUAUAUAUAUAUAUAUAUAUACAUACAUACAUAUUUAUAGUUAUAUCCUUUAUCAUGGUUUUUUCUCAGGAUGCAAUCUGACAAUCAUUGAAUGGCUUUUGUAUCUAAUGUCUUUUUUUCUUUCUAUAGUAAAUACAUUCAGACAGUUUCAGCUGUGAGCAUAA
Messenger RNA from Melanotaenia boesemani (Boeseman's rainbowfish), 2431 nucleotides. RefSeq names its product forkhead box I2 (gene foxi2). Gene Ontology annotation, molecular function: DNA-binding transcription factor activity, RNA polymerase II-specific; RNA polymerase II cis-regulatory region sequence-specific DNA binding. Bases 133 to 1314 code for a protein of 393 amino acids. NCBI's taxonomy places the organism in Eukaryota, Metazoa, Chordata, Actinopteri, Atheriniformes, Melanotaeniidae. The record is from RefSeq and is a predicted model, not a curated record. The transcript is spliced from 2 exons. Gene Ontology annotation, biological process: anatomical structure morphogenesis; regulation of transcription by RNA polymerase II; cell differentiation.